This is a messenger RNA of Topomyia yanbarensis, 971 nucleotides long. Its product is annotated as mitochondrial import inner membrane translocase subunit Tim22. Gene Ontology annotation, biological process: protein insertion into mitochondrial inner membrane. The transcript is spliced from 4 exons. Gene Ontology annotation, molecular function: transmembrane protein transporter activity. NCBI's taxonomy places the organism in Eukaryota, Metazoa, Arthropoda, Insecta, Diptera, Culicidae. Bases 150 to 758 code for a protein of 202 amino acids. Gene Ontology annotation, cellular component: TIM22 mitochondrial import inner membrane insertion complex. The record is from RefSeq and is a predicted model, not a curated record.
CUUUAUUGUUUGGUUGUUGCGUAAACUGCUAUCAGCAUGUGAAAUGCGCGAAUAUAAACAAUCAUAAUUUGUGCUACUGCAUAUUUUACACUAGUCGGAGAAUAACUAUUUCUUUUGAAAAACUGUAAAACAAGUGCAAUUCAUCAGUCAUGGCUACAAUGCUGCCAAAACCUUUGAACCCAGAGGAAAAGCCAAAGGUUGAUACGUCAAAGACUACCGGAAUAUUCUUCCCGAAUUCGGAACUGGACGAGGUGGCAAAGCACUUUAUCGGAAAUAAUCACAGAUUUCGCGAAAACAUAAUAAUCCCAAAGAUGUACGGUGCGGUGCAGAUCAAAACCAACGAAGAGAAGCUGGUGGAGGCUGCCUUCGAAAGUUGUGCGUUCAAAUCGCUCAUGAGUUGUGUCCUUGGCUAUGGAUUGGGUGCUGCCAUCGGGUUGUUCAGUUCAUCGGUCAAUCCCAACAUAGCGGAUCCACUGGCAGCUGAGAAGCAGCAGACCGCUCGGGAGAUCUUUCGUGAGAUGAGACAAGCAACGCAUUCUUAUGGUAAAAAUUUCGCUGUUAUUGGGGCCGUGUUUGCUGGGGUGGAAUGUGUGAUUGAAUCGAAACGUGGCGUAUCAGACUGGAAAAAUGGUACCUAUGCCGGAGCGGUUACAGGAGGACUAAUAGGUUUGAGAGCUGGCAUCAAAGCAGGUAUUGUUGGUGCUGCAGGUUUCGCUGCGUUCUCUACAGUUAUCGAUUACUACAUGCGGCAUCGAUAAGAAUAAUGGCGUUUUCGUUUUUUCUUGGUGCUACACCGGUGUAGUGCAAAGAAAGAGAUAGACUGAUUACACCCAAGUUUGAAUGAUUGUAGCACCGACUACACCGGUGUAGUGCACUGUCAAAAACGAAUAUGCCAUAAGAAAUAGGCGGCGUAGUAUAAAUUCAAUGGUUGAUGAAUAUGAUGAAUAUAAUAAAAAGUCAUCCUACUGGAA